AUGGAUUCCCCAAUGUGCCUGGUCGAAAACGCCGACGGCGAGCUUCAUGUAGUUCCUGGGGCCAUCAAGUACCUGAUGGGACUGAACCAGCAAGUCGUAGUGGUGGCAGUGGUAGGGCUGUACCGCACUGGCAAGUCCUACCUCAUGAACAAGCUGGCUGGAAAGAGAAAAGGUUUUGCCCUGGGAGCCACCAUCCAAUCCAAGACUAAGGGAAUCUGGAUGUGGUGUGUGCCUCAUCCUGAAAAAAGAGAUCACACCCUAGUGCUGCUGGAUACAGAGGGGCUGGGAGACGUGGAGAAGGUAAGAGGUCAAAGUUCAGUCUCUUUACAAUCCACAUUAAUAAUCCAGCACAGUGAACACAUUUCUAAACACACAUACACUACAUGACCAGAGUAUGUGGACACCUGCUCGUCGAACAUCUCAUUCCAAAA
Coregonus clupeaformis (lake whitefish) is the source of this 431-nucleotide messenger RNA. RefSeq names its product guanylate-binding protein 3-like. The coding region runs from base 1 to 387 and encodes 128 amino acids. Gene Ontology annotation, molecular function: GTP binding; GTPase activity. The record is from RefSeq and is a predicted model, not a curated record. NCBI's taxonomy places the organism in Eukaryota, Metazoa, Chordata, Actinopteri, Salmoniformes, Salmonidae. The transcript has 2 exons.